CGGCUGCUGCAGAAUAUGUGGCCUUUAUAGCCGCUCCAGCCUCAACAUCCCCAUCCUACAAGGAAAGUAGCAUCACUUCCAGUAGUAGUAGCUCCAUCCAUCCACGAUGAAUGAUCCAGCUGAGAGUGCUACCGAGACCGAGAGAUCAACAACACAAGAAGAAGAAGAAGAAGAAGAAGAAGAAGAAGAAGUCUCACCCAAAGAUUUCGUAGCCACACUUGCAGCAAGAGAGGGGUGGUCUCAACCACUGGUCCAAUACAAGAAGUACUGGUUCAGGCCGGGGCUCCUGGAGCGGAUCCUGCUGGUCAGGCAGGCCUUCGUGCCCCGCGCCGACGACAUCAUCCUCGCCACGCAGCCCAAAUGCGGCACCACCUGGAUCAAAGCCCUCGCCUUCACCAUCACCAACCGGUCCCGCCACGGCUUGGACGACGACCACCCGCUCCUCACGCGCCACCCUCAGCACGUCGUGCCGUUCAUCGAGAUCCCCGGCGCCGGCGCGGACCACCCUGACAUCCACGCGCUCCCGUCCCCGAGGCUUCUCGCCACGCACAUGCCCAUGUCGUUGCUCCCGCCGGGCACGAGGUCGGUCGGCUGCCGGGUGGUGUACCUGUGCAGGGACCCCAAGGACGCCCUCGUGUCAAGGCUGCACUUCGAGAACAAGGUGUUCAAGGGCGCCAACCUGUCCAUGGACGGCGCCUUCGGCAUGUUCUGCGAGGGGUUCUCGCCCUACGGCCCCUUCUGGGAUCACUGCCUCGAGUACUGGAGGGCGAGCGUGGCGAGGCCGGACAACGUUCUCUUCCUCAAGUAUGAGGAGAUCAAGUCCGAUCCGGUGCAGGUGGUGAGGAAGCUGGCGGAGUUCCUCGGCGUCCCGCUGACCGAGGAGGAGGAGAGCGCCGGCGUUGCUCGGGCGGUGGUGCGGCUGUGCAGCUUUGAGAAGCUUACCAGCCUCCAAGUGAACCAGGUCGGCGGCGUUCGUCACAGUGAGAGCGUUCACGUCAGUAAUUCUGUGUUUUACAGAAAAGGAGUAGUGGGGGACUGGGCAAACCACAUGAGCCACGAGAUGGGGGACAAGCUGGACCGCAUCGUCCAACACAAGCUUGACGGAUCUGGCCUUGUGUUUUGAGCUGUUGUUAUCAUCUGUUCCCUUCUCCUUUCCUCGCCAUCUACCAUGUACCUCGCGUUGCACAUUUUAGUAACAGGAGUUUGUUUCUUUCAAGUGUAUGUUCUUUGUGGUUCAAUUAAUGUUGCACGUUUCAGUACUAA
Messenger RNA from Hordeum vulgare subsp. vulgare (domesticated barley), 1263 nucleotides. RefSeq names its product cytosolic sulfotransferase 5-like. Gene Ontology annotation, biological process: sulfation. Gene Ontology annotation, cellular component: cytoplasm. Bases 107 to 1123 code for a protein of 338 amino acids. The record is from RefSeq and is a predicted model, not a curated record. The transcript has a single exon. NCBI's taxonomy places the organism in Eukaryota, Viridiplantae, Streptophyta, Magnoliopsida, Poales, Poaceae. Gene Ontology annotation, molecular function: sulfotransferase activity.